Molecule: messenger RNA, 1747 nt
Organism: Rubroshorea leprosula
Lineage: Eukaryota; Viridiplantae; Streptophyta; Magnoliopsida; Malvales; Dipterocarpaceae
Source: the annotation of a GenBank genome assembly
GUUGCUUUUCGUUGCUGCGGAUGGAGAAACUGCGGAGAGCAGUGAAGGAGAUCGCCUAUGUUCAGGAUCACGCCAAGCUAUCUACGCUUCAUCGUUCUCUCAUCCCUUUCCUCUCCUUUGCUUCUUCUCUUUUCAGAGUCGCUCUUUCCUUCCGCCAUUUUCUCUACCGCUCCGGUACCUUCUCCAAGCACAGGUUGCCUGUGCCGGUCAUAAGUGUCGGGAAUUUGACGUGGGGAGGCAAUGGGAAGACGCCGAUGGUUGAGUUCAUCGCUAAGUACUUGGCAGAUUGUGGAAUUUCACCCCUCAUUUUAACGAGGGGUUAUGCUGGUGGAGAUGAAGCUAAAAUGCUGCGGAGGCAUCUUAUUGGGGGGCCUGCUAAAAUUGGUGUAGGUGCAAAUCGGGCUGCAACAGCUGAUGGAUUCUUUAGAAAGUAUGGUUAUGUAGUUUAUGGUUGUAGAUCGUCUGAGAGAAAAAGUGUUAAUGAGACAAUGAGAAGUCAUCUUGGGUCAGAGAAAAUUGGUGCUGCAAUUCUUGACGAUGGAAUGCAGCACUGGAGCUUGUGCCGUGAUCUAGAGAUAGUGAUGGUUAACGGCUUAAUGCCCUGGGGGAAUCUCCAAUUACUUCCUCUUGGACCCUUAAGGGAACCUCUGAUCGCACUUGGACGAGCAGAUGUUGCUGUAGUCCAUCAUGCAGACUGGGUAUUAGAACAGGAUCUUAAAGAUAUUGAAUUGAUGAUGCAAGAAAUUAAAGAAUCACUUCCUAUUUUCUACACAAGAAUGGCUCCCUCACAUUUCUUUGAAGUGGGAAAUGUUAACAUCAAAAUACAUUUAGGAGCUGUUUGCAACUCGACUGUUUUAUGUGUUUCUGCAAUUGGUUCUCCAGAUGCUUUUGUGCAGCAAAUGGAGAAGAUGGGGGCAUUAUACGUUGACCGACUGGAAUUUAGUGACCAUCACUCUUUUGAGAUUGAGGAUAUUUGGAUGAUGAGAAUGCGACUUAGACAACUCGAAGACAAGUUUUGUUGCAAGCCAAUUUUAGUAGUUACCGAAAAGGAUUAUGAUCGAGACCCAGAGAUUCUGAAACAUUUGAAUCCUUUUGAAGUUCUGGCACUCUGUUCUGAACUCCAAUUCAUAUCUAACAAAGAAUAUAAUGAGGAUUACUUCAAGAACUUGUUGAGGAAACUAGUGGAAUAACUGUACCUGAUGCAAGUUAUACUGGAUCUCUGAUACUUCAAAAUAGGGCCAAAGGUCUUAGUUGAAGCAGUGCUGGAGAAUAUGUUUCAGCAGGACCAACCGUUUUGUGGCCAUCUGGAUCAAGGAAGGAAAUGAUUCUGGUGAUUGGAUCUGGGAGUCUGGUUAUCUUUCCUCCAAGUUCUUGACUGACCAGUGUGACAACAGCAGCACUCUUGUAUACAUCGUCAGUGCUUAUAGAAACCUAGCGAUGGGGUUCAAUGUUGCAUCAGUGGUGUAUUCAGUCACAUUAUAGUUAUAUUUCAACUCCACGGCAGUUGUCUGAGUUAAGUUUGAUCCAUAAGCCAUCAUAGCAAUGGCAAACUGUCCAGUAAAAAACACGUCAAAGAAAUGAUCCUGUACCCUGGAGUGCUAAAGCUUCCGUGCAGGUAUGAAUCUGAGUCUCAAAUCUUGUAAUCUACAUUUAUGGUUGUAUAGAAGUUACAGGUUAAUUUACUUACCUGCUCCUGAGGGAUAUCAUAUUUCUGUAGUAACUUCAUGCCCAAGGCCUGCACAGGGUU